Molecule: messenger RNA, 3124 nt
Organism: Oenanthe melanoleuca
Lineage: Eukaryota; Metazoa; Chordata; Aves; Passeriformes; Muscicapidae
Gene: GPRC5C
Product: G protein-coupled receptor class C group 5 member C
Exons: 5
Coding region: 1149-2432 (427 amino acids)
Biological process (GO): G protein-coupled receptor signaling pathway
Cellular component (GO): plasma membrane; intracellular membrane-bounded organelle; extracellular exosome
Molecular function (GO): G protein-coupled receptor activity; protein kinase activator activity
Source: RefSeq, a predicted model, not a curated record
GGAUGGGGGGGUUCCCGUGGGAAGGGGAGGAGGAAAUCACCCGCCAGGGAGGGGGACACAAAGGCAAACGCUGCGCGGCGGCGGGGCAGCCUCGGCGGGACGGACGGCUGCCGGUGGCCCCACGGGGGGUCACGGGGGUCUCGUGCUGACUCAGCAGCCGGGAAAGCCUCCGGAGGAAGGAAGCAGCCGGUGGAGAGGCCGGGCUGCGGUGUGGGGGCGGCAGGACAAGCGGCCUCCGCUCCCAGCACCGCUUAUCCAAGGCUGAGCCUUUCCCGGCUGCCCAGCCCUGGAGCCAGCGCUCCAAAUCCCCGGGGAAACUGAGGCACGAGGGCUGCAGAGCUCCUCGCCUCCAAUCCCAAAAACCAUCAUGAAGUCAAAUAAUCUUUAGGAAGAGGGCGGGAGGGUGGAGGUGGCGCUGAGCCUGGACACACCGUCCUGUCCCCGGGGGCUCCGGCGGGCGCCGCUCCUUGUGCCACGGCCGCCGCCGGUUCCGGUGGGAUCCGGUCCUGCCACUGGCGGCUCUGCUGCCCUUUCUCCCCGGAUUGUUUUCAUCCCAGCCUGGAUUGGGGCAGGCCCUGCCGGAGGCACAUUGAACUUUCCUCUGCAUCCUUCACCCUCUUGCUUCACCCUCCCGAAAUAGCAGCGCCGGCCUGGAAGCCUCUCCGAGGGCUGGCGGAGCCCCCGGGGUGCCCGAAAUCUCCCGGGGCUUUUCCCCAUCCCCAGGGAUGAAUGGGGUGAUUGUGGGGUGCCCAUCCCAACUCCAGGGUCGCGGCCACCCCCGUUGGGGCAGGGACCACCAAACCCUGCCGGUGCCCCAAGCUGGGGCUGCCCUGUUCCCCGGCCCUCUGCAGAAAGGGUUUUUUUUGGGGUUUCUCUGAGGUUUUCCGGGCCCUGCUGCCCUGCCAAGGCUCCGGCUUUAUCCAUCAGCUGACAUUCCUGCGGGAGGCCCCUCCAGGCCGGUUAUCGGUGGGGCCGCCUGUGGAGAGCCACUCCCGCUCCCACCCCAGAGCCCACCGGAGGUGGAAGAUCCCUUGUGGGUGACACAGACCCCGCUGCUCCGUCCCUUGUCCCCUGAGGGUCUCUCCUGAUGUGCAGCAGGGCCGGGCUGAGACCCCCAGACUCAUCACACCGAUGGCCAGGGUCCCUGGAUGCCACGGUGCAGGAUGGGCACCCCGGCCGUGCUGCUGGCCCUGCUCCCCACGGCCACCGCACAGCCCACGCCCCCCCCGGGCUGCGGCCACCACCUCUCCUCCCUCUACUACAACCUCUGUGACCUCUCGGCGGGCUGGGGCAUCGGGGUGGAAGCAGUGGCCAGCCUCGGCGUGGUGACCACCUUCGUGCUCACCAUCGUCCUGGUGGCCAGCCUGCCCUUCGUGCAGGACCACCAGAAGAAGAGCCUGGUGGCCACGCAGGUCUUCUUCCUUGUGGGCACCUUCGGGCUCUUCUGCCUGACCUUCGACUUCAUCGUGGGGCCGGAUUUCUCCACCUGCACCUCGCGCCGCUUCCUCUUCGGCGUCCUCUUCGGCAUCUGCUUCUCCUGCCUGCUGGCGCACGCCGUGGCCCUCAACUUCCUGGCGCGGCGGAACCGGGCGCCGCGGGGCUGGGUGACGCUGGCGCUGGCCCUGUCCCUCGCCUCGGUCGAGGUCAUCAUCAACAGCGAGUGGCUCAUCAUCACGGUGGCUCGGGGAGAGGGUGGCCCUGCAGACCCCUGCCAGCUGGCGGACGCUGACUUUGUCAUGGCCCUCAUCUACGUCAUGGCUCUGCUGGUGGCCGCUUUUGGCACGGCCUGGGGGACACUCUGUGGCCGCUACGGCCGCUGGCGCAAGCACGGCGCCUUCAUCCUGGCCACCACCGGCCUGUCCGCGGCCAUCUGGCUGGCGUGGACCAUCAUGUACUUGUAUGGGAACCAGCGUGCCGGCCACAAGCCCGGCUGGGAUGACCCCACGCUGGCCAUCGCGCUGGUCUGCAACGCCGCCGCCUUCCUGCUGCUCUACGUCAUCCCCGAGGUGACACACGUGACGCGGCGCAGCCCCGAGCAGGCCUUCGAGGACGAUGGCUACCCCACACGUGGGGUGGGCUACGAGACCAUCCUCAAGGAGCAGAAGUCGCAGAGCAUGUUCGUGGAGAACAAGGCGUUCUCCAUGGAUGAGCCGUCCUUUGCCAAGAAGCCGGUGUCUCCAUACAGUGGCUACAACGGGCAGCUGCUGACCAGCGUCUACCAGCCCACCGAGAUGGCUCUGAUGCAUAAAGGGACGAGCGAAGGUCCCUACGACGUGAUCCUGCCCCGUGCCUCCACCAGCCCCAUGCCCGGCAGUGCCAGCUCCACGCUCCGAGCCGAGGACGCCUUCGCGGCGCAGUCCCGGCACUGCAGCAUCCCGAGGGACACCCGCAGCUGCCAGGUGCAGUCCCCGUACAGCAGGAACCGGUGGUGAAGCCCCCGUGACGCAGCUCCCGCAGCGCCAGCACAGCCACGGCCCCUCCGUCCCGCUCCCCAGGGCUCGCCGAGCCUCAUCCCGCCCUGACGAGUGAAUCCCACCCUGGCUGGCAGCCAGAGCUGGUUCCUGCCCGUGGCAUUCCUGGACGCAGCCCCAGAGCCAGCGCUCCCACCUGCCUGUCCCACCUGGCCAUGGACCCCCACAUCCCCUCCUCAAGGACUGGCUCCUGUGGGGACACCCCCUGUUGUCGCCUCGCUGCCUUUGUGAUGCACAGACACCCCAACUUCCCCGGGCCGUGGACCCUGCGAAGCUGGGGAGCCCCUGGGACCCUCAGCACCGAGCCCCCGGCCCCACUCUGACCCCCUGCAGCCCUGGGGACCCCGAGCUGAGCUGGCCCCAGGCCACUGCAGGGCACAAGGGGACACGAAGCUGUCCCCAGCUCUGCCUCCUUCUGUCCUGUUUUCCCAAUUCUGGGCAGGGUGUCUGCUGUGGGUUCAGGGCAUCAGUGCCUUGCUGGGGCUGGGGACCAGCCCCCCACAGCCCUGGCAACCUUCUCGGUGCCUUCCCCCCUCGGGGCUCGGGGACCCCUGCAGGGAGUGGGGAGGGAGCUGGGCCCCUCACCCUCCUUGUGGCUUUCUCUGUCAAAUUUCCUUUUUUUCAGGUCACCCCAAUAAAGGUGGUUUUUCCUA